This is a messenger RNA of Moesziomyces aphidis, 3363 nucleotides long. Lineage: Eukaryota; Fungi; Basidiomycota; Ustilaginomycetes; Ustilaginales; Ustilaginaceae. The record is from the annotation of a GenBank genome assembly.
AUGUCGCAGUCGCAGCCAAUCAACCCGGACGCCGGCUCGUCCGCAACCCUAGACACCAGGAGCCGCGCCAACACAUGUGCGAGCCUCUCAGCUGCUCCUCUAGGCACGUCGUAUCGCUCGACGACUGGAAGCUCGGUCGUGUCGAACGGCAGCUUGCUUGAUCUAUACGCGCGAUCGCCGGGCUCGUUUCCCAGCUCUGCCGAGACGCCGUCGCACAUCAGUGCCAGCUCGACGAUCGGCAACGCUUCGAUCCCGAUGCAGGCGUCCGCAUCGACCUCGUCGUCAAACGGAAUCCCAGCAGUGUCAGCCACACGCGGCUUUCAGGCACCUGGCAACGACGCUGUGCCAGCAUCGACCGGCUUCUCCAUGGUCCCGAGCGACAGCAACGCUUCCAUCUGGACAACUGCCUCGGCAUCUGCAACCGAGUCGCUUCCUCACAGCAAGCGUGCCUCGGUGGCAGGUUUUGAUGUCGAUGUGAUGCGCAGCAUCCAGCCCGCCCUGAACGCCGACACGCUUGAUGCGGCGCGAACCAACGACCUCCCUAUGCCCCCUCGCAUUGGAGUCGAGGCGCCACAAGACGACAGCGAUGGCUCGCACUACGAUGACGAAGAGGUCCUUAACACCUCGACACAUGACUCGUUCGACCGCUCGGCGGAUCGCACCAUCGAGCCUCCUCAUACAAGUCACCCUGCAACCGCGGCGGAUGAUGAGGAGGAGGUCUUCUCCAACGCGCUCCCAUCUCCCCCCGUUCCCAGACGCACGAGCAGCGUAGCGCAGGACGCCUUCACGAUCUCACCUAGUCCAUCUCAAACGGAGAAUCUCAAUCAGCAGGAUGGCACGCUUUCCCGGCACACAGCAUCCAGAUCUAGAUCCGGCUCAGGCCAGCUUGGAAGUAGCCAGAUUCCGCAAAGGCGAAGCAGCGCCGACCACCGCGACGACUCGCUCCACCAGCUGCUCCAAAGCGAUGACACAGGUCCUACCCCUCCUACACAGGAGGCUAGCAGCAGCAGCAAUGCUCCUCGAGACACUUCAAGCCCGACCAAGCGUAAUCUGCUCGGCGCUGUCAACGAGCACACGCGUCUUUCGACCGACGGCAGCCGAUCGUCGCACGAGCCCACAGAGGACGAGCAGCAACGACUGGAAAAGGAGCUACUUGCCGAAGCGGACGACUCACGCCCGCGUACGCUCAAGGAGGCACGCGAACGCGCAAAGAUGCGCAGGCAGCAGAGCGAUACCGUUUCUCCUCUCGCGGGCGGUCCGACGAGCGGCAGCACAACCACGAGUCCGCGCAAGGGCGCUUCGCUGCAUGUGCGCGACGUCGCCUCUUCGGUCGUCGGUGGAGCGAUCGACGAGGAAGUCGCGCGCAGCAGCAUCGACUCGAGGGACCGCCCCGUGCGCAACCCAAAGCGGCUAUCCAAUCGAGAUCGUACUGGCGCUGCCGACCAGCGCUCGCUCUCGGAGCGCUCGGCUCCCUCGGACUACUCGCACGACUCGGACGGCGAGGGCGCUUUCUCGUUCGAUCCGCCGCCACAAGCUGCUGGCAACACGACAGCCAGUGCGGGCCUCCCCACCCAAGGCUCUGGCAUGGACGACCUCACUGCCGCGGUGAGCAAUGCGAUGAACGAUCUGAGCUUCGGCAGUGCGGACGAGACCAUCUCGGCGGACGAGGAGCAGGCAACGCCGAUGCCUCCGCAGACGCAGACCGCGGCGCGGCAGGUGAUGCCUGCCUCGCUGCCGUCCGCGCGCAGCCUGGCGGGUGUGACGGGCAUCAGUGUUGCGCAGGCGGGCGUGAGGUCGAGCCCGCUUGCUUCGCCUGCCAAGCACGCACCUCCGACGCCGCGCACUCCGCAGACACCCAGCGGCUCUUCGUACUUCCCCGCCGCCAAUUCGGCGCAGUCGCUAUCGAUGGCGCCGCUCAGCUCGCCCCGCGCCGCACCAACGACGCCGACAGCUGCCGCGCGCCCCGUCGCACCCGCUCUGCCCAGCCGCAUCGAGGUGUACGGCAAGACGCUGCCGAUGCCCGCGGCGUUUGCGAGCAGCAACAUUGUGGUGGGCCAGAAGCGCGGCUCGUCGUGGGACCGCGCGCGCGCAUAUGCACAGUGCACCAACGAGCUGCUGCACCUUCAGACGGGGCUGGCGCUGUGGAUGCAGGUGGUUCAGCGGCCCGCUAUGCGGCAACAAGCGCGCACGGGGCAAAGUCAGCCCGAUUGGCUGGCACAGGGGACGCUGCCUCGGUCGACACACGUGCGCAACGAGGGAUCGUACGCCGACUCGGUGCGUUCGGACAUGACGUUUCCCAUGCGCGGCGAUGGGGCCAAGGCCAAGGAGAUUGUGUCGGUGAUGCCGACGAUGGCCGAGUCGCCCGUACAGACGCCCGUGAAUCUACCCUACCCGGGCGUAGCGCCGCAGCAGACGCGCAGCAACUCGACGCAGUCGUUCGCGUCGUUGCCCGGCUCGACGUCCGUGGGCGAGGGCAUGGGUGCGAUGCGCACCUCGGGCUCGGGCGCGGGCAACCGCUUCUUCUCCGGUCUAGGCAGGAAGAACAGCAAGCGUCAGGCAUCAGUGCCUCCACCCGCAGCCGUGCCUGCAAGCUCGCCGCUCGCAUCGGCGGCGAUCGGCACAGGUGGUUCGCGCGCCUACUUGGCCAACAGCCGCAACCGGCAAGCACAAGGAUCGCCCAUCGUUUCGGGCGCAACAUCGUCGGCAAACCCAAGCACCGACACGUUUGAAACCACGUUCAGUCGGCCAGAGAGCCCCGCUCGUGCCGGGCUCGGGAUGCGCGGUGUCGAAGCCGAGCCCAGCGCGCGGCUCGACUCUGUGCGCGAGGGUGCAAGCGCGCCGAGUGGACCCCGUCCUUUGGGUCCACGUGCGCCGACGGGAUCCACACGGUUGUCGUACGAAAUGUCGCGCACCAACUCAGGCCAGGCCGUGACAUCUCCCAUUACGCCCAUCACGCCCAUCACGCCCAUCGCGGGCGGCUUCGGCAGUGGGCCGACCUUCGUCUCGCGUCUGAGUGGUGGGCCUUCGAGCCACGAGGGCUACACCUCCGACCUUCUGAGCGCCCCGCGUCGCAGCAGUCAAGCGGGCAGCACCUCGCCGAGCCUCAGCGCCGAAACUUCGCCCAGGAUCGGCGCGGGCUUGAGGUCGUCGCUGUCGUACGGCUCGGUAAGGGAUCGCAUGCGAAGAGGCUCGAAUUCGGGCGACUCGGAAGCGUUCAACGCAACCCUGACGAAGCUGGCGGACAUCUUGCCGGACGCGGAUACCGAGACGCUCGCACUGUACCUGCGCAAGGCUAAGGGCAACGAUCUGCAGGCCAUAGGCGAUUAUCUGCAGGACCAGAGCCUGGGUAAGCUGCCCAAGUAG